Leopardus geoffroyi (Geoffroy's cat) is the source of this 1534-nucleotide messenger RNA. Its product is annotated as olfactory receptor 2W1-like. Gene Ontology annotation, biological process: G protein-coupled receptor signaling pathway. Bases 1 to 948 code for a protein of 315 amino acids. Gene Ontology annotation, cellular component: membrane. Gene Ontology annotation, molecular function: G protein-coupled receptor activity; olfactory receptor activity. The transcript has a single exon. Lineage: Eukaryota; Metazoa; Chordata; Mammalia; Carnivora; Felidae. The record is from RefSeq and is a predicted model, not a curated record.
AUGGUCAACAAUAGCCACUUUGGUGGAUUUAUACUCCUUGGAUUCCCAGGGCAGCCACAGCUGGAGAUGAUCAUCUCUGGGGUUGUCUUUCUCUUCUACACCAUUGCCUUGAUGGGAAACAUGGCCAUCAUCCUGCUGCCGUUACUGGAUGAACGUCUCCAGACCCCCAUGUACUUCUUCCUUAGGAAUUUGGCCAUCUUGGAUCUCUGUUAUAUCACAAAUAUAGUCCCACAGAUGUUGGUCAAUGUCUGGGGCAAAGACAAAAAAAUCUCUUUUGGUGGCUGUGCCUUUCAACUUUUCACUGAUGUGACACUAUGCACAGUCGAAUGUAUGCUUCUGGCUGUGAUGUCUUAUGACCGAUUCAAUGCUGUCUGCAAGCCUCUGCACUACAUGACCAUUAUGAACCCCCAACUCUGUCGAACCCUGGUGGCCAUGACCUGGGGAGUUGGUGUUACUAAUUGCAUGAUACUUUCACCCUAUGCCAUGAGUCUUCCCCGAUGUGGGAACCACCAUUUGGAUCACUAUUUUUGUGAAAUAUCUGCAAUGGUGAAGAUUGCGUGUGUGGACACCACAGCCAUGGAGGAAACCUUAUUUGCAUUAUGUUUUUUUAUUUUCCUCACACCACUCCUUCUCAUUCUAGUUUCUUAUGGCUUCAUUGCUAUAGCUGUGUUGAAGAUCAAAUCUGCAGCAGGGAGACAGAAAGCAUUUGGGACCUGUUCCUCCCACCUCAUUGUGGUGUCCAUCUUCUAUGGGACUGUUAUCUACAUGUACAUCCAGCCAGGAAACAGUCCAUCUCAGGAUGAAGGUAAACUUCUCAGUAUCUUUUAUUCCAUUGUUACUCCCAGCUUGAACCCCCUGAUCUACACACUAAGGAAUAAGGAGUUCAAGGGGGCCAUGAAGAGGCUGAUUGGAAAAGAAAAACUUUCCUUGGAAACAACAGGACACUAAUAUCUUUUUAUGAGAAGUUUCCAAUUAAGAAAUUCGUCCUGUGUAACAUACAAAUCAUUGCCAAAUUAUUUUAGUAGUACUCAUCACCUAAAAGUUAAAAUUAUACCUAAAAUGUUGCUUACAUUUUAGCAUCAAUGUCCCAAAUUACCAAGGGUUGAUUCUAAACCAAGUAUGUCUCUCAAAGUCACCAGUUAUCACCUUUGAUCAGUCAUCCCCACCUGCAGCCAGAGAGUAGGCUCUAUGGAGUCCAAGCAUUGUACUGUAGGGGAAGGAGGGAAGACUCUACCAAACUGGAUUCAAGUUAUAAUUUAUCAAAUAUCUUUAAAUUAUCAUGACACUUUAACAAAAAGAAAAAAGGUAAUGUUCUAACUAUAAGUUUUUACACUGACUCUACAAUUUGGUCGUGUGAAGACAAAAUCAUUUCUGUUCAGAUCUUAAAUGUUCCUGCCAUGUCUAUUUACUUUAAAAGAAUCUUAAUAUAUUAUGUAAACUGGCUAAAAUAUAUUUCUACUUGUAGCUGUUUUCUGCCUGAAUCAGGACUUUCUCAAACUUAGCCUGUCAAAAUAAAAUGUGAGAAUAAAUUGGA